Molecule: messenger RNA, 1189 nt
Organism: Chelonoidis abingdonii (Abingdon island giant tortoise)
Lineage: Eukaryota; Metazoa; Chordata; Testudines; Testudinidae
Gene: H1-0
Product: H1.0 linker histone
Biological process (GO): nucleosome assembly; chromosome condensation; negative regulation of DNA recombination
Cellular component (GO): nucleosome; nucleus
Molecular function (GO): structural constituent of chromatin; nucleosomal DNA binding; double-stranded DNA binding
Source: RefSeq, a predicted model, not a curated record
UGCUGCCUGGAGAGCCAGACACCGCGCGGGAGGCGGAGAGGAGGCAGAUCCGACCUGCUGGGGGGGACCGAGACCCGCAGACGGCGGGAGGAGCGGCCACUCACAGCCUGACAGGGGGACGCGGGCCCUGACUGACAGACACAGAGGCACAGAGCAGGCCCACGAGGGACCAAGCCACAGAGAGGCACCCGGGCCCGCCACCGCCAGGAGGGGACGCCGGUCGCAAGGGGCGAACCCGUCUGCCUGUUGCAAGGAGAACCCCCCGGCCGGUGCCUGUUUCGCAGGCCGGCCUUCCACACGGCCAUUAGGACGAAGCACCACACGUGGCGAGAGCAUCUGGGAGCCAGCGGGCAGCGAGGCAGCUUGAGGACUCUGUGCACAGGGCUCAUCCGAUUCCCUUGACCUGGAGGGAAAGCAAAAGAUGACAGAGAAUUCCGCCUCGGCCCCUGCCACCAAGCCCAAACGGGCCAAGGUGGCCAAGAAGUCAACAGAUCACCCCAAGUACUCUGACAUGAUAGUGGCCGCCAUUCAAGCUGAAAAGAGCCGGGCUGGCUCUUCUCGCCAGUCCAUCCAGAAAUACAUUAAGAGCCACUACAAAGUGGGGGAGAAUGCUGACUCCCAAAUCAAGUUGGCCAUCAAGAGGCUGGUCACCACUGGUGUCCUCAAGCAGACCAAAGGGGUCGGCGCGUCUGGCUCUUUCCGCCUGGCCAAGGGUGAUGAACCCAAGAAGCCACCCCCAGCUAAGAAAGCCAAGAAGGAAGUCAAGAAGGCCACGACGCCCAGGAAAGCAGCUAAGCCCAAGAAAGCUGCCACCAAGUCCCCAGCCAAGAAGCCCAAAGCUGCUGCCAAGAAAGCCAAAAAGAAGCCAGCAGCUGCGCCAAAGAAAGCCAAGAAGCCAAAAACUGUCAAGGCCAAGCCAGUGAAGGCAUCAAAGCCUAAAAAGGCAAAACCAUCAAAACCCAAAGCAAAGUCCAGUGUGAAGAAAUCAGCCAAGAAGAAGUGAAGUGCAAGUCUGGGAUCUUCUUUCUUGGACACUGUUCUUCACCUCUACUUCUGUAAAUAGUUUUCUCCUUUAUUCUUUUCUCUCUUUCUAUUGCAACUUUAUAAAAGACUGGACUAUUGUUUCCCUGAAAUAGUUAAAAUAAUUCAGUUACUAAAAAUAACAACGCAGUGCUGAAACUUGUCUUAU